Meloidogyne enterolobii is the source of this 636-nucleotide messenger RNA. NCBI's taxonomy places the organism in Eukaryota, Metazoa, Nematoda, Chromadorea, Rhabditida, Meloidogynidae. The record is from the annotation of a GenBank genome assembly.
UAUCGAGGGAUAAAGUGGAUAUCGAGAGAUCAAGGGGAUAUAGAGGCAUUAAAGGGGGUAUUGAGGGAUUUUAGCGGCUACAUUUUUCUGCUUCAUCAUUCAAUCUUUUGCCAUUUUCUAGGACACACCCACACUCAUUUUUCUCUCAAACCCUUUUACCUCACAGUCCUUAAUAUUCGAAUGGUAGGAUGGUUGAACGUCUAACAUUCUUGAGUUGGAGAACUCUCUGGAUCCUCCCAACUCUCUGGAUCCUCCCAACUCUUUGGAUCCUCCAAUCUUUUGCUUUAUAUUUGAGGUUUUGGUUAGUAUUGGCCGGUGGAUCUGGGGAAAUCUCUAGAUAUCCUGAAUCACGUCAAAUUUCGAAUAUACCGACCCUAAUUUCUAACGCUCAUUUAUACCACACACGCUCAUUUUCUCUCAAAACUUUUACUUCCCUUUCCUCGAAAAUUAAUUUUUUUUAUUUUAAAAAUAUUUUUUUAAUACUUAUUCUUAUUUUAAAAUACAAUUUUUAUUAAAAGAAAGCGUUCCUUUCUUUGCGCGCUUACACGUGAGGGCUAUAAAGCCUUCAUUCUCGACUGCCAAUUAAAGCAUUUUUCACACCUUUCUCUUUCUUUUAAUUAUAUAUUCUUUCUUUUU